Uloborus diversus is the source of this 3524-nucleotide messenger RNA. Its product is annotated as MOG interacting and ectopic P-granules protein 1-like. The record is from RefSeq and is a predicted model, not a curated record. Lineage: Eukaryota; Metazoa; Arthropoda; Arachnida; Araneae; Uloboridae. Gene Ontology annotation, biological process: regulation of gene expression. The transcript has a single exon. Gene Ontology annotation, cellular component: nucleus. Bases 1 to 3222 code for a protein of 1073 amino acids.
AUGGAUUCUGAAGUUAAUGGUGAAGUGCUAGUUGAAACUCCACUUAAGGGAAAAGAUGUUCUUGUUCCUUUUAAUGAUGCCAAGUCUCAACUCACCAGUGACGAUACAUUGUCUUCACGGCUCAAAGAUUUGAACUCGGAAGCGAUGCCAUUAAAAUCGAGCAAUUCUGAUUUGGUGUUAGAUUCUGAUCGGGCAAAACAGGAAAAGUUGUCGUCUGACCGGCUUUUGUCGAAUUCGCUUGUUGAAAGUACUGGAAAAUUAGAUUCAGUCAGUAAAAAUAGUGAGACCAAUAAAUUAACAGCUAAUGAAUCAUCUAUCACUGAUAAGUUACAAAAUUCUUCUUCAAAACAUCAGUCAGAUGAUAUAUUGGAAAAGAAUCAUAAUGCUUUACCUCUAGUGAAGAACAACUUAGGAAACGGUAGUGAACUUAGUCUCUCAAAUAAAGAAAGCUCCGUUGAUCUAAAUUCUCAGGAUAAGACAAGUCUUGCUGUAUCUCCAUCAAAAACUCAAGAAAGUGAUAAGGAUAAGAGCACAGAGCAUGAUGAGGUUAAAAGCACUCAUCCAGACGAUGUUGAAAUGCUAGAAGAUCAUGUAGAAUCUACGGUAUGCAAAAAUCCUAAGAAGCUAUCUUUAAAUGCAGAUAAAGCUGAAAAAUUGACUGAAGUAUUGAAAGAUUCCCGUAGUGUGAAAGAAGCCUCACAUUUUACCUCAAUAUCAUCCUUAGUAGGACAUAAGUAUGACCUCACUGCAAAAACAUAUACCUCAUCAAAUGAAUCAAGUUCCGGAAUUCAAUCUCCACCAUCAGAUAGCGAUCAAAACCACUCGACUGAUACCGAAAAGAAUGCAUUAUCUUCGGGGGAUCAAAAUUGUAUCUCUAAAGUUUCUAAGUGUAAGGAUUUGGAAUCAGAUUCGCAACGAGAGCCUGACCCACUUUCAAAAUUAAAUGAGCAUUUGAAUUCCAUUGGCUUCCAAGAUAAGCUGAGUCACUCCUUCGAUCAAAUCGAAAGGAGGGAUUUUCCUAACAUGUUAAAUACAGAGAUCUCUAAAAGUUGUUAUAAAGAAAAUAAAAAUCCCAGUAUGUCUUGUUUGCCGGCAAGACCACAGAACGAACCGUCGGAUAGUUUGAUUUUCACGGAGCUUUCUAAUGAAGAGACUGGUUUUCCCGAUGUCUUCACCGGUCAUGUGACUAUAGGGAAAUAUAUCUCGGUCAAAGGGGAUUUUACGCUCAGGAGUUCUGAAGCCCUGAUCGAAAGUCCGUCUGUGAUUGCACCUUACCUUUUGAAAGAGCCAGAUUCUUUUCCUUCUAGAGAAUCUAAGUACGAACAAAAAGAGUUUUUCCAGUCCACUGCCGGGCAGCUUCUGAUCGGAAUCGGAAUCAGCAGAGUCAACGAAUGGUUCCAUAGAGAUAUGACUCGCAUAAAAAAGUGGCAGAUAAAAAAAGAGGGAAAGCUUCCAAACCUGGAAGAAGAAUUGGCUUUGCACAGGGAUUGUUACCUUGAGGCAAAGAAAGCAAAUAGUGUGUAUUCCUUCCCUCAUAGGUCAUGUGACAAUUGCGGGUUUACAACGGAAUCUGCCACCGUCAUGGAAGGGCAUCGUUUGGUUCCUCACGUUACAGCACGUAGAGAGUAUGAGUGUAACUUCUGUAAAACAAUAAACAGAGAUCCCAAAGCAAUGCUGGAGCACAUGCUGAAAAGUCACGGUAAAGUCGGACGUAUUCAGCCACCCGUUCUUUUUUUCGAAUGUCCUUACUGCACGACAUUUGAGAGCAAUUCCAAAACGAAAUUGAACAUUCACCUGGCGAAGUGUUUCCGUUUUUUCGACGCCGCGACCAAUCAAGCUCCUCCCAGGGAUUUCGAGUUCCCUGCCCUCACCCCCAAGCCGAUAACAGUGGCGGUCGUCAAGGCUUACGAGAAAUCGUUGACUUCGAUGCAGAGGGGGAGGGGUCGACCCAAGAAGACGGAUUCUUUUACGGAUUCACUUUCAAUCGGUCAAUUCACGCCCAAUUUGACUCCGACGGCCAUGUUGCCGAAUCACAUACCUCCUUACAGGCCAAAUUCCGGCUCUCCCUUAUCGGAGAGUCUGAGUUUACAGAACCAAAUUAUCCCUCCUAUUCCAAUGCCGAAUAUGAGCAUUAGAUCUCACACCAGUCCCAUGAAUUCACUUCCGCCCAGCAUGCCACCCAUGCACCUGGCAUCACCCAGCACUCGAUUCUUCCCAGUGAACUCGAUGAACGCUAUGAUGCCGAUGCUGGGAAAUAGUCAUUUAGUCACUUCGUCGUCACAGUUCCCGUUUUCUCCGAGUUUAGUCAACAGCGGGACGAAGAAAGUCCACGCUCCGACAGCCCCCCUCUUCAACAAUCUGUUCGGAAGUGGCAUCAGGCAGCAGAGCACUCCCAAAAGCAUCCCAGAAGUCACCAUCACCCCUCUUCCUAAAUUGCAAGGCCCCUAUCCCGUUCCUUCGGUGAAACCGAAUUCUGCUCCGGGCAUCUCGCCAUCCUCCAACAACAGCAUGGUCGUGUGUGAAAUUUGUGACGGCUACAUCAAAGACCUCGAACAGUUGCGCACACAUAUGCAGCUCAUUCACAAAGUCAAGAUUCAUCCGAAAAUGCUCGCCAGCAGGCCCCCUCUGAACUGCCAGAAAUGCCAGUGGCGUUUUUUCACCGAUCAGGGCCUAGAACGUCAUCUGUUGGGUACGCAUGGUCUGGUCACUUCCAACAUGCAAGAGUUGGCGAACAAAGGCAAGGACGCUGGCUGCUGCACCAUUUGUGGGCGUGUUUACGCCAGCAAAUUAGUGACCCACAUGAAUCAGACCCACAAGGUGACUUUGAAGCCCGCUCAUCUUUCGUACAAGUGUACCGUGUGUUCGGCCACCUUCAACCUGUAUCGGCUGUUCGAGAACCACGUGUACCUGGUUCAUAGUGGUGCCGCGAAAAGGGCAGCGGCAACGGCCGAUGCCAAUGCCGCCAAAAAACUCAAGUUGGAUUCCUACGCAGAGAGCGAAACCGCGAAUCACAAAGAGCGUAGGACAUCUGGCGAUUUGUGUCAGGAAAACGUUAGGAAAUGUGUAGGGUGUGGUUGUGACGUUAGUCAUGCACAUAACAAUGACAAAUGUGAAAAGUGCCUAAAAACUGCUGAAAAGGUGCAAAUGCAAGGCACUUUUAGUCAAGCAUUUAGAGACGAGCUUAGAAAAAAUGAUAAACGUUGUGAAGAAGCUACCUGUUAGGUAUUUAACUGUAUCCUAAGCUCUCACUACUAAAUUUUUUUGGGAGACCACUAAUCUUUUUUUUUUUUUUUUAAAUUCUGAGGUAAGAAUUAAAAAAUCCUUGGUUUGCAAAGUGCUGAAAAACCAUUAAGUAUGAAAUGUCAAUUUUAUGGGUAUGAUCAAGGUUCCUAUAUACUAUGUAUAAAAAUGCUAUUCUGCUUAUCCUCAUAAAAAAGUUUAUGCUGUCUUAAUUUUUUCAUGCAGCACAGUGCGUAAUACUUUCUAUGAAACUAAUCUAUGAUGAAAAAUUGCAAUUACAUUAA